Molecule: messenger RNA, 573 nt
Organism: Trichoderma harzianum CBS 226.95
Lineage: Eukaryota; Fungi; Ascomycota; Sordariomycetes; Hypocreales; Hypocreaceae
Exons: 1
Coding region: 1-573 (190 amino acids)
Source: RefSeq, a predicted model, not a curated record
AUGUUGUUGUUGUCGCUGCUGCUGCAGCCUUUGGCGAGCGCUUGUUGUAACACCAGCCCCGGCGCUCUGGCAUCACGCAUCACCCUACGACAUCAACGCAACAUCAAAUGCAACAUACGACAUCAACUGUUCGCUUGUUCUUUGUGCUUCGCGCAGAUUCCUUUCCUUCCUUCGACUCUCUCUCUCGCAACUCUUCCCCCCUCCUCGAAGCUGCUCACAAGCUCCGUCUCAAACCCAAAAUACCCUUGCAAGCUCGUCUUUCCCUCGUCUCGCGGCCCCCAUUCGCUGGUUCGCUAUCGCAGUCCUUCUCGACGGUGGUGCGGCACCUCCGCCCUCGGCCUGUCGUUGAGACGACCCAAGGAGCAACUAGAGGGUCAGGCGGUCGUUAGCUGCCGAUGCACUGUGCAGCUUCGCGGGACUGGGACUGGCUCAAUGGGCUGCGAGUGCGAGUGUGUCUGGAGCUUACAGUAUUUGAUCCACCAUGUGGGGGAGAGGGAUAUCCCGCCGUCUAGACCAUUCGGGAGACAUCCAGGCCAUGUACGGACGGGUAUAGCACCAAAGCCAAAUAGAUGA